This is a messenger RNA of Zychaea mexicana, 1554 nucleotides long. RefSeq lists its product as uncharacterized. Gene Ontology annotation, cellular component: cytosol; mitochondrion. The coding region runs from base 1 to 1554 and encodes 517 amino acids. Gene Ontology annotation, biological process: glucose 6-phosphate metabolic process; intracellular glucose homeostasis; glycolytic process. Gene Ontology annotation, molecular function: glucokinase activity; ATP binding; D-glucose binding. The transcript has 3 exons. Lineage: Eukaryota; Fungi; Mucoromycota; Mucoromycetes; Mucorales; Lichtheimiaceae. The record is from RefSeq and is a predicted model, not a curated record.
AUGAUCCCAACCUUUGUAAGUGGACGUCCUACAGGCGAGGAAAAGGGCCGGUACCUGGCACUCGACUUGGGCGGAACGUUUUUGCGAGUAUGCGAAGUUGAUCUUUGCGGCAACAAAGAGUUCAAAAUCCAUCAGCAGAAAUACAAAGUCCCUAUCCCAUUAAAAGAAGGCGAUUUCCGCGAUUUAUGCGACUUCAUCGCCGAUUGUGUAGAUGCCUUUAUCAGCAGUUUAAGUGAUUCUACUAGCGAGAACGGAGAGAUCGAUGAAUAUCAGCUCGGUUUUACGUUUUCUUUCCCGUGCUUCCAAACAGGUCUCAACCGAGGCGUGUUGAAGCAGUGGACGAAGGGUUACAGUUGCACAAAUGCCGUGCACAACGACGUGGUCGAAAUGUUGCAGCAGGCUUUCUUACGUAAACAGGUGCCUGUGAAUAUUGCGGCGAUCGUAAAUGACACUGUGGGGACGCUGAUGGCGCUGGCGUACAGCAUACCCGAGACGGCAAUUGGUGUGAUCCUCGGCACUGGCACUAAUGCAUGCUACUAUGAAAAACUGAAAGGCAUCAAAAAAUGGGACGGCGGUGAGACACUCUCGGACGAAAUGGUCAUCAACACAGAAUGGGGAGCCUUCGACUGCGAACGCAUCUGUUUGCCAAUGACGAUCCAUGACAACAAACUAGACCGUGAAUCGCAUCACCCACGACAACAGAUAUUUGAAAAGAUGAUUUCCGGCAUGUAUCUCGGCGAAAUUUCACGCAACGUCAUUGUACAUUUGGUCGACCGCCAGAUUCUGUUCAGAGGCUAUUCAUCCAACGACCUGAACAAGCCAUACUGCUUUGACACAGCAUACAUGUCCUCUAUCGAAAUGGACUCAACGCCAGACUUACAAGAAACUCGCCACAUCUUGGAAGACGUCCUCAGUGUGCCGUCAACAACCUUGAUGGAUCGACAGCUUGUCAAAAAAAUCUGUCAAGUUGUCGGACGACGUGCAGCACGACUGUCAGCAUGCGGUUUAGCGGCCGUCUUAAAGCAGAGCAGUCUCGUUAGCGCUGGAUGUACCAUCGGGAUUGAUGGCUCUUUGUUUGAACAUUACCCCGGAUUCGAGUCCAACAUGAUGCAGGCACUUAAAGAUAUGUUUGGACCCUACAUCGUCUACAAGGUCAAGCUAUCAUUAGCUCGCGACGGCUCUGGAUUGGGCGCCGCAAUCAUUGCCAUGCUUGCUCACAAGGCUGCUCAGAUGAGUGCUGCGGCGUCAGCGGCUUCAUCGACUCAAGCCUCGGUUGUUGCAUCAGCUGCGGCAUCUACUGUUGAGCAGCAACAUGACAGAAAAUUAGAACAAGAAGAAGAAACAGCGCCCAAAGAUGACGAGCAAUCAUCUCAGCAAAAACCCAAGCAAAAAAACGAGCCAACGCCAAAGUCAUCAAAAGACAAGGAUUUGUCACAAGGAGAUAAGCAGCAGCUUCAAAAAGACCAAAAAGAAGUGGCGAACAAAUCACCGGAACCAGCGACUGAAGAUGUUCUUGCGAAACUUGACUCAAAAGAACAAGAAAAGAAAGACUAA